Messenger RNA from Misgurnus anguillicaudatus (oriental weatherfish), 2302 nucleotides. It is a transcript of the gene chkb, whose product is annotated as choline kinase beta. NCBI's taxonomy places the organism in Eukaryota, Metazoa, Chordata, Actinopteri, Cypriniformes, Cobitidae. Gene Ontology annotation, biological process: CDP-choline pathway; phosphatidylethanolamine biosynthetic process. Gene Ontology annotation, molecular function: ethanolamine kinase activity; choline kinase activity. The record is from RefSeq and is a predicted model, not a curated record. Gene Ontology annotation, cellular component: cytoplasm.
UCCUCAUGCUGCUGAUAUGAGAACGUUAACGGUCAGUUGUGCUCAAGGAAGUAGAGGAAGUUGUAGUGCGACAAUGUUGAAUUAACAGCUGCUACAUGUUAUUAUUUAGUGUGAUUAUGUACAAUAACAGUUAGGGCAUAUCACAAGAAUCAAUACGUCUGUAUUUUUUGUUUUAUUUGAAUCCAACAGCCGAUUCUAUCAUUGGAACGAUCUUGUAAUCGUUACAGAUCAUUUCAUUGUGCGCUCGCGCUACGCAUGCAUUUAAUACCGUUGCGUAUAUUCAAUUGCAGCGGUUCGGUUCUCUCACUCUCCUUAAGGACAGUUAGAUCACUUGUGGGCAAUAUCAUGCAUUCAAGCCAGAUGGCGAAGUGUAUGGUUGAUGGAGAUGCAGAUUUAGGUAAAUGCGUGAAAGAUUACCCGGUCUCGGGUAACCAUGUGGACGUACCGGGCUGCGGAGAUUCACUGAUUGUGACCGACGAGAGGCAUACGAGAGCGGGCAGUCCCCGCGGAGCAAACGGGGAUGAUGACUCGGAAGCAGAGUCCUAUCAGGACGGACGUAGCGUGGAUGUGGACCCGGAUACAAGGAGAAAGGCUUUUAACUGGUGCCGUGACUUUCUGUCCGGGUCAUGGAGAACAAUUUCAGAACAUGACUUCAAAAUCAACAUAGUCAGUGGAGGUCUAAGUAACCUGCUGUACAUGUGCAGUCUACCCAACCAUGUUCAGCCCACCGGGGUUGAACCUCGAAGAGUUCUGCUGCGAAUCUAUGGGGCCAUUCUUCAGGGAGUUGAUUCUCUUGUUUUGGAAAGCGUGAUGUUUGCCAUUUUAGCGGAGAGAGAGUUGGGUCCACGUCUCUAUGGCAUUUUUCCAGAGGGCCGUCUAGAGCAGUACUUGCCUAGUAAUCGCUUGAGUACAGAGCAGUUGGGGAACCCUGACAUUUCAGCUGAAAUAGCCAGUAAGGUGGCACGAUUCCAUGCCAUGGAGAUGCCGUUCAAUAAGGAACCGAAAUGGCUAUUUGGAAACAUUGACCGGUACAUGGAACAAGUUAUGGCAAUAAAAUUUGUUCGUGAAGCACACAUCAAAAAAUUCAACAAGCUGAUGAAAUAUGACCUUCCAGCAGAACUGGAGAGUCUGAGAUCACUGCUGGCUUCAACUCCUUCACCAGUAGUGUUCUGCCAUAAUGAUGUACAAGAAGGAAAUAUCCUCAUGUUGGAUGGCAGGGAAAAUUCAUCCGACAAACUAAUGCUCAUUGACUUUGAAUACAGCAGCUAUAACUACAGGGGUUUUGACUUUGGGAAUCAUUUCUGUGAAUGGAUUUAUGACUACACCCAUGACCAGUGGCCAUUCUUUAAGGCAAAGGUGGAAAAUUACCCCAACAGACAACAACAGUUACAUUUUAUCAGACACUAUCUGUCAGAAAGAGGAAUCGUAGCUCCUGAAGAUCAAGCCAGGUUAGAAGAUGAGAUGAUCAUUGAAGCAAACCGGUUUGCCCUUGCAUCUCAUUUCCUCUGGGGUUUGUGGUCCAUCAUACAAGCAAAGAUCUCCAAAAUCGAGUUUGGAUACAUGGAUUAUGCACAGCACAGGUUUAGCACAUACUUCAAACAGAAGAAACUCGUUUCUUAAGCUCUUCAUCACAUCUAAAGCUCAUACUGUACUUCACAUGGGCAUCUCUCUCAAUAUCUUUUUGUUUGUUUUUCAAAACCAUUAAGAAAAGGGCACAGACUGAGGCUUUUUUAAAAACAGAAUGGUUCAUUCUGAGGAACAUUAUUCUUGAAUAUUGAAAAUAUCCAAAGAUAUCCUGCCUUAAUCUCAUGUUUUGUAAAGCAUUAUGGCUGCUUUUCUAGGACUGUAUGGUUGCUUGUGUCCCUUGCAAAAAUGAAGCAUGAAACAACUAGCAGCUAGAGAAAGUAAAUACUUAAAGUGAUAGUUUACUCAAAAAUUAAAAUUGUCAUCAUUUACUCACCCUCAAAUUGUUACAAACCUGAUCUCCUGAACACAAAGGAAGAUAUUUCUAAUCAAGCAGGAAACAGGAGCACCAUUGACUUUCAUAGUAGGAAAAUAAAGUCAAUGGUGCUCAAACUUUCUGGUUACAUGCAUUGCUCAAAAUGUCUAAUUUUUUUUAAUUUAUUUUUUUAUUAAAAUUAUCACCAAAACUUGGACAAUUUUAAUUUUUGUGUGAACUCUCUCUUUAAAUGUGUUUAGUUGAUUCAUGCAUCGUUCAAACGUUUUCAUGCUAAAGUCAAACUAUCAGUCAUUUUAUUUAUAAUAAUUUAUCUUUUCGAAUUAUAUAACCGUUUACAUUUUU